CCGAAAAUAUUAUACAACAAUCACCAGUAUUCACACAAAACGGAAUGGCGUAUGUGUGUCAUUGUCAGUGAGACUUCUGCGUGCUCAAGGUGAGGACGACUGGUGUCAACGAUAUUGCAAAUAAGAUAGCGAUGUUGCAAGAUUACAAGGAGACAUAAAUGUCACUUUAUAAAUCAAUGAAUAAUAUCGACUCAGAGUUAUAAAAAAGGUGGUAAGCAAAAAGCAUAAUAUAAAUAUAAUGUCCAGGUGGGUGAAUCUACUUAUCAAUAUUAUUAUCUUUAAAUGAUUUUAUAACGUUUAUUUUACAGGAUGUUUUUGCGUAUUAUAUAUAUUUUCUAACCAAGCUUAAAACUUUUUCCAGGUUUUAAUUUUUUUCAUAAUUGUUAUAUUUUGAUCAAAUUUUGUAUUUCAGGUAUAACAUAACUUUUUCUGUUUUUCAGGAUAAAUUCAUUUUUUACUUUUCAGGGCACUAACAAUUUUUCUUCUAACCAAUAUUUUUUUUUUCUACCUAAAAAUAUGCCGAGCACCAUUUAUUGUUUGUUAAAAUUAUUACUUUUCGUUUAUUAUAUAUAGUCAUUAAUUUCCUCUAUAAAUACAAUAAUCUAAUUAUAAAUCAUCAUAGGCUUGUGAACAACAGUUGGAAUUCCAGCCCUGGCAGCCAUGGGGAGAAUGUUCUGUAACAUGCGGGGGAGGAGAGUCUGUUCGUCGUCGAGUGUGCAAACAAGGACAAAAUCAAUGCACAGGAGUGGCAAUGGAAACGAGAAUAUGUGCUUCACAAAAAUGCCCAGAUUGGUCUGAGUGGUCAGACUGGUCAGAAUGUAGUGUGUCCUGUGGUGACGGACAACAAUCACGAGAUCGCAGAUGUGUGAACGGAAUGACUGAUAAAGAUUGUGAAGGGGCACCUAAAGAAUUGAGGAAUUGCUCAAUGAAAAAUUGUGAAAUUUUCUGGACUGAAUGGGGAGCAUGGUCGCAAUGUAGUGUUAGUUGUGGUGGGGGAAUAACGAUCAGAUCAAGAACGUGCGGUGAAGAUGAUCAUGGUGAUGAUGACCACGAAGAUGGAUGUAUGGGUGAUGAAACAGAAACAUUGCCAUGCAAAUCAGAAGCAUGUCCAAAAUGGUCAGAGUGGUCAUUGUGGUCAGAUUGUGACGUCACAUGUGGAGACGGUAACCGAGCAAGAAGUAGAAUAUGUGAACAUGGGGGAACUGCUGGAAUUGAUUGCAUUGGUUCAGCGGUUGAUUUCGAAGCAUGCUUCCAAAAAUGUACCGUCUCAUGGAAUGAAUGGGGUGAAUGGUCUUUAUGUGACGUCACGUGUGGUGGGGGAGAAAUGCUUCGCUUCAGAACUUGCAACGGUGGUACUGCCGGCGUUGAGUGUGAGGGCGACCCAGUGGAAAAUCAAGUUUGCAACAUUUUGAAAUGUCCAACUUGGACCGAGUAUGGCGAUUGGUCGGAGUGCAGUGCCUCUUGUGGAGCAGGAGAGAGAAUCCGCGUGAGAGAUUGCAAUGGCGGUAUUGCUGGAGUUGACUGUGAAGGUGAAUCAUUAGAUGGUGAAGAUUGUACAAUAAAGAAAUGUGCUUCUUGGACCCAGUAUGGUGAUUGGUCAGAAUGCAGCGCUUCUUGUGGCGAAGGCGAGCAGAUUCGAAUAAGAAUGUGCACAAACGGACAGGGUGGUGUCGAUUGUGUUGGUGACGAUAUGCAGACUCAAAUAUGUAACAUACGGGAAUGCAUCACAUGGACACAAUGGGGAGAAUGGUCUGAUUGUAGCUCUACCUGUGGAGAUGGAGAGGCAAUAAGAGUUCGUACAUGUACUGAUGGCAUAGCUGGUGUUGACUGUGUUGGCGAUGCCAUGGAAACUAAAAACUGCAACGAAAGGAAAUGCAUUUUUGCCGUCAUUUCUUGGGCAAAUUGGAUGCAAUGGUCAGACUGUGAUGCAACAUGUGGCUUUGCAGAAAGAGUGAGGUUGCGAUCAUGCGAAGGCGGAAAACCUGGAAUUGACUGUGCUGGAGAAGAUGUUGAUUCGGAACAAUGUGCUUUAUUGGCUUGUCCUUUCUGGGACGAAUGGACCACGUGGUCCGAAUGCAGUGCUACAUGUGGCAACGGGGAUCGAUUCAGAGAACGUGAAUGCUUGAAUGGAGAUGUAGGAGUAGAUUGUUUUGGAUCUGAUUUUGAAACUGAAUCCUGUAACAACGGGGAAUGUUCUCGAUGGGGAGAAUACACACCCUGGUCUGUAUGCAGUGUAACGUGCGGUACUGGUGUAGUCAUGAGGACGAGGCUAUGUGUUCGCGGUAGCACUGGAGAUGAUUGUAUCGGAGAUCCGCAAGAAAUACAAUCAUGUGAAAAAGAGGUGUGUGAGACUGGAGAGUGGGGACCAUGGCAACAGUGGUCUAUAUGUUCGGCUACGUGCGGUGGUGGAGAAAGAAACAGAUUCAGAGUUUGCGUAGGAGGAAUGGCUGGAUCUGGCGGGUGUCCAGGACCUGAUUCAGAAAUUGGAAUAUGUGGAGAAUCUGAAUUUGAUGAUUGUCCCAAAUGGAGUAGUUGGUCAACAUGGUCUGAAUGCAGCAGUACAUGCGGCGGGGGACAAAAAAGGCAUACAAGAAUAUGCAUCAAUGGAGAUGUAGGAGAAGGAUGUGGCGAUGGACCUACUUCCGAAGAAAUGGAUUGUAAUUCACAGCAAUGUCCCAUCUGGGGAGUUUGGACAUCAUGGAGUGGAUGCAGUAAAUCAUGUGAUGGUGGCUUGAGAGAAAGAUCACGUGAAUGUAUCAACGGAUUUCCCGGCGACAUAGGAUGUGAUGAAACUGACGGUGUCGGGGAGUUUGCUAAUCAAAUCUGCAAUCCACAGGUCUGUCCAAGAUUUGGUCCCUGGAGUGCAUGGAGUGCUUGCAAUGGCACAUGUGGCGAGCCCGGUAUUCGAAUCCACACAAGAGAGUGCGUUGGAGGAGAAGUUGGUCAGCUAGGAUGCGAGGGACCAGUCAGCGAAGACCAAGAUUGCGAAGGCUCACCAUGUCCAUUCUGGUCACCUUGGGACGGAUGGGGCAGCUGCACAAAACCUUGCGGUGCUGGAGUGAGAUCGCGUGGAAGACUUUGUGUUCACGGCAAUCCAGGUGAAUCUGGCUGCCAAGGUCCCGAUAGUCAGACUGAAGUUUGUAAUCAAGAGACUUGUUCCUACUGGUCGAAAUGGGGUGAGUGGGGAGCAUGCUCAAGAACUUGCGGGGAAGCAGAAAGAUUUAGAAUUCGACUCUGCAUCAAUGGAGAAAUCGGAGAAGCUGGAUGUGACAUAGGAAGUUCGACAGAAGUUGCGGACUGUCCUUUCAUUGAUUGCAACGCUUGUACUCCCAACCUGGAAUUACAAGGUAUAAGCAAUGGUUUCGUGGCGUGUACUCUCAGUACCCAGAUUGGAUCUAUCUGCACAUUCUCAUGUGAAGAUAAUUACCAAUUGGUUGGAAUCGAUAGCUCAACAUGUGAAGAAAAAUCUCAGAACGUUGCAGAGUGGUCGGUUGGACCACCCACGUGUACAGAACGUUGCAGUGAUGAAACGGAUAUUGUUUUCGUUAUCGAUAGUUCUUCCAGUAUUAAAGAACAGAAUUUCAAAGUGAUUAGAAGUUUCAUUAAACAAGUUGUCAGAAGAUUCCGAAUCGGACAAAACGCAGCUUUGGUCGGCGCGCUGAGAUACAAUAAAGAAGUUUCCAAACUUUGGGAUCUGAAUUCGUAUAGAACAUUGGAUGAGGUGUUGAAUGCAAUUGAUAAUAUUCCUUAUGAUGGAUCCGGCACAAUGACUGGACAGGCCAUCCAAUAUGCUCACGAUCACAUGUUCAAAGCUGAAGCUGGCAGACGACCUGGAGUUCCUAAAGUGGUUGUUGUCAUUACUGAUGGUGUUUCAUUUGAUGAUGUAAGCCAAUCGUCCACUUUGCUGAAAAGCGAAGGUGCACUCAUUGUUGCAGUGGGCAUUGGCAAUGUGAAUAUUGAUGAAAUAAACGAUAUUGCUUCCGAUCCUGAUCGACAUUUUGCAACCACUGUUUCCGAUUUCGAUUCCCUGCCUAAAGUUGUCUCUACUAUCGCGGAUCAAGUCAAAUUAUGUCAGCCGAUUGAAAUUCCAUUGAAUUGCCCUCCUCAAGCGCUCAUUGAUCUUGUGUUCAUCGUCGAUAGCUCCAGCAGCAUCGGAUUACAAAAUUUCGAGACUAUCAGAAAGUUCAUCAAAGAUAUUAUUAUUGAGUUCAAUGUUGGUUAUGACUCCGCCAUGUUCGGACUCAUCAUGUUUAACCGUGAUGUGAAUGAAGUUUUCCAGCUCCAGGAUUACGACGAAAAGUCCGAAGUAAUUGAAGCUAUCGAUGGAUUGCCGUAUAGUGGUUCCGGUACAAGAACAGGCAAAGCGCUGAUGUAUGCUGCUGCGAAUUCCUUCCUUGAAUCCGCUGGAGGGCGCCCCGGAAUUCCAAAAGUAUCGAUUGUGAUCACUGACGGAAAAUCUCAAGACGAUGUUCAGAGUGGUGCAGUCCAGUUGAAGCAGAAAGCAAAUGUAAUUGUGAUCGGUAUAGAAGGGGCAGUGAAAACUGAAUUAAACCAGAUUGCUUCAUACUCAUCCAACGUCUUUACUACGCGAUUUGAAACUCUGGGAGAAGUGAUGGAUCAACUCAAAAUGGCAGUCUGUUUCGCCAGUCGUGCUGGGAUGAUGGUUGUAGAAGAAUGAUUUGAACAUAAUUUAUACAAAAAAUAUUGUUUUGGUCAUGUUUGAUCACGAAAACUAUAAGAUAUUCUAUUGCAUGGAAAUGGCGAAAUUCAUCUUAAUUUUCAAGCAUUUUAUUCGUGCUGACUGAUGCAUCAUUUAAUUUUAUUCGCUACAACUAACUAUAUCAUUUUUGUAUAUCUAGAUUUUUAAAUCAGUAAUUAAGGAUAAUAAAAAUCGUGAUUUUUUCAUCAUUUAAAAUUUUCUUUUUCAUGUUUUCAAUCAUUGCUAAAUUUCAUUUAAUAUUUACAUCCACUCUAUAGCAUUAUAUUAACAUUGUAAUAUAAAUCGUCUUAAAAUACAAAAUAAAGGAUAUCCUAAAA
Molecule: messenger RNA, 5037 nt
Organism: Styela clava
Lineage: Eukaryota; Metazoa; Chordata; Ascidiacea; Stolidobranchia; Styelidae
Source: RefSeq, a predicted model, not a curated record